AUGCCCAGGUCUGGGGAGGAGGAACUUAUCAAGGCUUUGGAGUUAUUGCACACAGGCCUGAUCAGACCUACUUCAACAUCGGGCUCCAAUCGGUCAUGUUUGGCAGCAACUAAUUUCUCGGUCGGGCUUGCCGCAAGCGAUCUUAACCGCCAAGGUUUAGCUACCUCAUUGUCAGCCUUUAAUCAAAUGCCCACACGUCACCAACUAUCUUGCAUCGCCAAUUUAGUAGACGGGCUGCUAUCCACCCAGGCAAGCUGA
Protopolystoma xenopodis is the source of this 258-nucleotide messenger RNA. NCBI's taxonomy places the organism in Eukaryota, Metazoa, Platyhelminthes, Monogenea, Polystomatidea, Polystomatidae. The record is from the annotation of a GenBank genome assembly.